ACUUGCUGGUCUUGCUGGCGGCCCCAGCUUUGCCCGACCUGUUGUCCAACCUCAUCUCUACCAUCUACCAACCUCCUCCACAUCUAACUCACUGUCCCAUCUCUCCAUCUUCAAACGUCAAACGACCGACUCGGAUGAGUAUCCAAGAAGACCCGCAAUUCCCUUUCCCGGUGACUUCGUCCUCAUCGAGAAAUUGACCCUCGUAUCCGCCCUCAAUGCUCGAAAUCCUUCUCUCCGCCCACACUUCCAUCACUGACGUUAUUUCCUGCCUAGACAUUUUCGACUAAGACCACAUCUAUCGUCGAUUGAAUAACGGAAUUAGGGGAUCAUCAACAUGUCGGUCAAGGUCGAGAGGGAGACGAUCCGCCAUGCGACCGAGACUAUCGGCGGCGACCACGGCCAUGGAGGCCACGCUCUCAUCCAUCGUCCUCAUAUCCCUCGCGAACCUCUUCCAGGAACCACCGGAAGACAUCCCAUCUCUGAGGCAAUCGGCACCGCACUUACUGGAGGCGCAAGGAACGCCGGCACGAGAGGCUAUCUGAUGGCGUACAUCAACGAGCUCGAGAGAAAUCCGCUGCGGACAAAGAUGCUCACAGCUGGAACUCUCGCUGGUCUCCAGGAACUACUCGCGUCAUGGCUAGCUAAAGAUCGCAACAAGCAUGGCAAUUAUUUUACGGCUCGCGUCCCGAAGAUGGCUGCCUAUGGCGCCAUGGUCAGCGCGCCUUUAGGCCACUUUCUAAUCUGGAUACUCCAGAAAGCCUUCAAGGGUCGCACGAGUCUUCGCGCCAAGAUCCUCCAGAUCUUUGUCAGCAACUUAGUCGUUGCCCCGAUCCAGAAUGUGGUCUAUCUCGUCGCCAUGGCCCUCAUCGCCGGUGCCCGAACUUACCAUCAAGUGCGAGCGACCGUACGCGUCGGCUUCAUGAAAGUCAUGAAGGUCUCCUGGGUCACCUCGCCGCUCUGCCUCGCUUUCGCUCAGGCCUUCCUACCCGAGGCUGCCUGGGUUCCCUUCUUCAACGUCGUCGCCUUUAUCAUCGGUACAUACAUCAACACUAUCACCAAGAAGAAGCGUCUCGCUGCUCUACGCAAGAAGCACUUCGGCGACGGCCGCUCCGGUUCCGUAGCCGGCGGCAGGCCCGGCCCUGAAUCCGAAUACCCUCCUCCCCCAGGUAUGGGACCCAACCCACAAUACUAAGCUACGGAUGAAAAAUCGGGAACGGGGUUAGGGGAAGGGGGCGGAGACGGAUCGUUACGUCGGACGGAAUGUGAAAGUUUAAAGUUUUUGGCGGAUGGUGAACGGAGCCGGCUUUCUUCGACUUAAAAUCGAGGACGCUUUUUUCACAUGAUGUCGUAUACAAUGUAACGAGGUACAACAGGUAGGCUUGGGGUUAUCUUGGGACGAUCCGUGAUGUGUUAGGAGUAUCCGCGCUUUAUAUAAUUUGCUUUUCGUCCUAUUUUUCCGCAGUAGUAAAAUAUUUCCUCAACUAAGUCAAUAAACAAAAUAAAUAAAUUAAACAGUCUCUUUUCCACUGUGAUACUACUAUCAGCCUGCAAGGAAAAUUAGGACAUAUAUAUCAUAGUAUUUCGAAG
Messenger RNA from Annulohypoxylon maeteangense, 1587 nucleotides. RefSeq lists its product as uncharacterized. The record is from RefSeq and is a predicted model, not a curated record. The transcript is spliced from 4 exons. The coding region runs from base 335 to 1192 and encodes 285 amino acids. Gene Ontology annotation, cellular component: membrane; cytoplasm. NCBI's taxonomy places the organism in Eukaryota, Fungi, Ascomycota, Sordariomycetes, Xylariales, Hypoxylaceae.